CCACCCCACAAUAUAAUUUACUAUACACUGAUCACUACCCCACUCCCACACCCACCACUACUAGUAUUAGUAUAGUAGUACUACCAUAUAUAUAUAUAUAUAUAUAUAUAUAUAUACUCGAUCGGCGUGUGAGUGACUUACAUCGACAAACAAUCAAGCUAGCGAAAUUAAAGAGAAGAAGUAAAGAAAGGAUGACGGGGAAAGAAGAUGAGUCAAUGAGAAAGGGGCCAUGGACAGAAGAAGAGGACGUUCAGUUGGUGUUCUACGUGAACUUAUUCGGAGACCGGCGCUGGGAUUUCAUAGCCCAAGUUUCAGGUUUGAAGGUGGCGGGAGACGCGAAAUAGGUCUCAAAAGAACCGGCAAGAGCUGCCGUCUCCGCUGGGUCAACUACCUCCACCCCGGCCUCAAGAGGGGCAAGAUGACCCCCCACGAAGAGCGCCUUGUUCUCCAACUUCACUCCAAAUGGGGAAACAGAUGGUCGAGAAUCGCCCGCAAAAUACCUGGUCGCACUGACAACGAGAUCAAGAACUACUGGCGCACCCACAUGAGGAAGAAGGCUCAGGAACAGAAGAAGAAGUCCACCAUUCCCCAAUCUCCGACCUCCUCCUCCCUCACUUCCUCCUCUUCCACGGCAACCAAGGGCCCCAGCUUCUACGACACCGGUGGGAUGGAGGACUUUGUCAGCAAGAAGCCGGCUGCGGAAGAUGUCUACUCCAUGGAUGAGAUAUGGAAGGACAUAGAGCAGGGCAGCAACUUGACAGCCCAACCAAUCACAGUAUGGGAUUUCCCAACGAAUGAUCUCAAAGCUAUGUGGUCCAUUAAUGAGGAAGAGAGCAAGAUGCUCAACUACGAUUCUUUCCCUUUUUACAAUCACCAUAUGACUGGCUAACAUUCAUUUUUUAAGGUAUAAAUAUAGUAAUUAAGAAGAUUUGUUGAUAUGUGUCGUUUUCAUAGUAUAAGCUGGCAGGUGCUAACUUUUUGUAUAGGUUUAGGGCUCCAGCAGUUACUUAUCAUGUCGUUAAUCUUAAGUAGUUUGGUUUGAAUGUUUCUAAUAAUAGACGAGAGAGCUAGCUUCUAAUAACCUCUCUUAAUUUGUACCUAUCUGUCUGGCUACAUGUUCUGAUAUAAAUAUAUAUGCUUUAUGUCUUGUUGAA
Molecule: messenger RNA, 1154 nt
Organism: Salvia hispanica
Lineage: Eukaryota; Viridiplantae; Streptophyta; Magnoliopsida; Lamiales; Lamiaceae
Gene: MYB59
Product: myb domain protein 59
Biological process (GO): regulation of DNA-templated transcription
Cellular component (GO): nucleus
Molecular function (GO): sequence-specific DNA binding; DNA-binding transcription factor activity
Source: RefSeq, a predicted model, not a curated record